AGCAGCGUCAGCCAAUUUUUUCUCUUUCCUUGCAAGUUCAGAUCACUUUGUUAGUGACGUUCGAACUGAUGGGCAAGCAAUUGCAUAUGUGCAACAAUUUAUAAGCUACAACUAAAAGUGAUCAUCUAACAGUGUAGCAGAUUCUCUGUCAAUUCCUCUGUAGAGCUACUAACAUGCAGAACACAACUCUGAUUUUGCUCCAAUGGCUGGCUAUGGCGUUGACUGUAACGUUUGGCAUGGUCGCCGGCGAAUAUUUUAAGCCGUUCAAUGUUAGCUACGAUCACAGAGCACUUAUUAUUGAUGGACAACGGAGAAUGCUUAUUUCCGCAGGAAUUCACUAUCCUCGAGCCACACCUGAGAUGUGGCCUGAUCUGAUAGCCAAGAGUAAAGAAGGUGGUGCUAAUGCCGUUCAAACUUAUGUAUUCUGGGGUGGCCAUGAGCCAGUUAAAGGACAGUAUAACUUUGAGGGAAGAUAUGACCUGGUGAAGUUUGUGAAGUUGGUGGGAUCUAGUGGUCUCUAUCUUCAUCUCCGAAUAGGUCCAUAUGUUUGUGCAGAGUGGAACUUCGGGGGCUUCCCUGUGUGGCUUCGUGAUAUUCCUGGAAUUGUAUUCCGAACUGACAAUGCACCAUUCAAGGAAGAGAUGCAACGUUUUGUUAAAAAAAUAGUAGAUAUGAUGAGAGAGGAAUCUCUCUUCUCUUGGCAAGGUGGCCCAAUCAUUAUGCUGCAGAUUGAAAAUGAGUAUGGAAAUAUUGAAGGUUCAUUUGGCCAAAAAGGAAAGGACUAUGUAAAAUGGGCUGCAGAAAUGGCUGUUGGACUUGGAGCUGGUGUCCCAUGGGUUAUGUGCAAGCAAACUGAUGCUCCAGAAUACAUUAUAGAUGCCUGCAAUGGAUACUAUUGUGAUGGUUUUAAGCCCAACUCCAACAAGAAACCAAUUUUCUGGACAGAAAAUUGGGAUGGAUGGUAUACAAAUUGGGGAGGUAGACUGCCUCAUAGACCUGUGGAGGAUCUUGCAUUUGCAGUUGCUCGAUUUUAUCAACGAGGUGGAAGCUUUCAGAAUUAUUAUAUGUUUUUUGGAGGGACGAAUUUUGGACGGACUUCUGGAGGCCCAAAUAUAAUCACUAGUUAUGAUUAUGAUGCUCCACUUGAUGAAUAUGGUCUUCUAAGUCAGCCUAAAUGGGGGCAUCUAAAGGACCUGCAUGCUGCUAUAAAGCUUUGUGAGCCUGCACUAGUGGCUGCUGAGUCAGCUCAGUAUAUAAAAUUAGGAUCUAUGCAGGAGGCACAUGUGUACCAAGGUAAUAAAAGUAUCUGCUCAGCAUUUCUUGCAAAUAUUGAUGAACAUAAAACAAUCACUGUUCAAUUCCUUGGUCAAUAUUACACUUUACCACCCUGGUCUGUGAGCGUACUACCAGACUGCAAGAAUGUUGUCUUCAACACUGCAAAGGUUGGGGCACAAACAUCCAUUAAAGUGGUGGAUUUUGAGCCGACAUUAUCUGCAAAAAGCUCUACACCCAAUCACUUAAUGAUUCAGAAGGAAGUACCUUUGGUCUCAGAAUCAUGGAUGACAUUUAAGGAGCCAAUUGGUGCUUGGGGUGAUGAUAAUUUCACUUUUAAAGGUGUCUUGGAGCAUUUAAAUGUGACAAAAGAUGGAUCAGAUUAUUUAUGGUAUAUCACAAGAAUAUAUGUUUCUGAUGAGGAUGUUUUACACUGGGAGGAAAAUGCAAGUAAUCCAUCACUUGUCAUUGAUAGCAUGCGUGAUUUGGUUCGCAUCUUCAUUAAUGGCAAACUUAUAGGUAGUGCAAGGGGUGAUUGGGUGAAAGUUGUUCAGAAACUUCAGUUUAAGCAAGGAUACAAUGACUUGGUGUUAUUAUCAGAGACAGUGGGCCUGCAGAACUAUGGCGCCUUUCUUGAGAAAGAUGGAGCAGGGUUUCAGGGUCAGAUUACUCUAACUGGAUUCAAGAAUGGGGAUGUAAAUAUCACACAUUCACCAUGGACAUAUCAGGUUGGGCUUAAAGGUGAAUUCCUGAAAUUAUAUGCUACUGAAGAUAACAAAAGUUCAGGUUGGACUAAUUUAACAGAUGAAGAAGUUCCAUCGUCCCUUUCAUGGUACAAGACAAAUUUUGAUUCUCCUGGAGGGAAAGAUCCAGUGGUUGUUGAUUUUAGCAGCAUGGGUAAAGGUGAAGCUUGGGUCAAUGGACACCAUAUAGGAAGAUACUGGACUCUUGUUGCCCCUAAAGACGGAUGUCAAGAAACUUGUGAUUAUCGUGGAGCUUAUGGAUCUGAAAAAUGCAACACAAAUUGUGGCAACCCCACUCAAAUUUGGUACCAUGUUCCAAGAUCAUGGUUACAGCCGUCAGACAAUCUACUUGUUCUAUUUGAGGAGACAGGAGGGAACCCGUUUGAAAUUUCUGUGAAGACAGUUUCUGUUAAAACUGUAUGUGGUCACAUGUCUGAGGAUUACUAUCCACCUGUUGACAUGUGGGCCCAACCAAAUUACAGCAAUAUGAAACCAGUAGUGCAAUUGCAGUGUGAGGAUGGUUAUAAAAUUGAAUCCAUAGAGUUUGCUAGCUAUGGAACCCCUCAAGGUAGCUGCCAAGCUUUCUCCACAGGCAACUGCCAUGCAACAAAUUCUUCAGCCAUCUUGUCCGAGGUUUGUGAGGGAAGAAAUAGUUGCAAAAUAGAAGUGUCUAAUUCUGUAUUUGGAGACCCAUGCCCAAGGACUGUAAAAACCUUAGCUGUUAAGGCAAAAUGCAAGCCAUCAUCAUCAUCAUCAUCAACAACUCAAUGGUAUGGUGGAUUAUCAGAUAUAUGAGACCAAGAAAGAAGAAAUGUUAAAGGAUGAAUUUUCCCCUUACAUGUAUGUGUGAAUGGUUGUUUUGAUGAGGUGUUUGGGUAUGGUAUUGUACAUAUACAGAAGAAUAAAAACAGCAUCUAAUAAAGGUAUCGGUUUG
Molecule: messenger RNA, 2949 nt
Organism: Lactuca virosa
Lineage: Eukaryota; Viridiplantae; Streptophyta; Magnoliopsida; Asterales; Asteraceae
Source: the annotation of a GenBank genome assembly